Molecule: messenger RNA, 1254 nt
Organism: Leptinotarsa decemlineata (Colorado potato beetle)
Lineage: Eukaryota; Metazoa; Arthropoda; Insecta; Coleoptera; Chrysomelidae
Product: peptidylprolyl isomerase domain and WD repeat-containing protein 1
Biological process (GO): protein peptidyl-prolyl isomerization
Molecular function (GO): protein binding; peptidyl-prolyl cis-trans isomerase activity
Source: RefSeq, a predicted model, not a curated record
UUGGUUAUAUUUAUAUUUUUGAAUUUCUAUUCAUUUUAUUGAGCGUCUGAACUUCACGUCCUACUGUUUAACAGAAUUAUAUGGUAAAAACUUGAAUCAUGAGUGAUUCUGAAGAUCACAUCCGGGAGAAACGCCAACGAAAUGAAAAUGAAGACAGUGAUCCAAACUCUGACACUUUUGUGGGCCCUUCCCCAUCAGAGGCAGUCCCAUUAAAAAAACGUAAAGUACUGCCUUUCGAAAAACUCUAUGUGGAUAGUUUACCUUGCGCAGAGUCCUAUGAAAGAAGCUACAUGCAUAGGGAUACUAUUACACACUGCGUGGUGUCCUCAACUGAUUUUAUCAUAACUGCCAGUUGUGAUGGUCAUAUUAAAUUUUGGAAGAAGAUGGAGACGGGAAUAGAAUUCGUCAAGCACUUUCGCAGCCAUUUAGGUCCCAUAGUUAAGAUAGCUUGCAAUAGCGAAGGAACCCUACUUUGUUCAGCUUCACUUGACAAGUCUUUAAAAAUAUUUGAUAUUGUUAACUUCGACAUGAUAAAUAUGUUGAGGCUGGAUUAUGUCCCUGGCACUGUAGAGUGGAUACACAGUUCGGGGGAUCCUAUACACUCUUUGGCUGUUUCCGAUAAGGAAUCACCUAAAAUUUACAUUUAUGAUGGCAAAUCUAAUGAAACUUAUCUGAAUGUGCUGGACAAAAUCCACAUGAAUCCUGUCAGCUUGAUGAAAUAUAAUCCCAAAUAUGAUGUAGUUGUAUCCGUUGAUAAAAAGGGCAUGCUAGAAUAUUGGGCUGGUAAUAAACAAGACUACAUAUUUCCCAGAAAUGUAUCAUUUGACUCCAAACUAGAUACUAACUUGUUUGAAUUUGCAAAAAAUAAGACUGUUCCAAGCGGUUUGGCCUUUUCCCCUGACGGUAAAAAGUUUGCAACCAUUUCAAGUGAUAGAAAAGUGAGGGUGUUCAAUUUUGUUACUGGAAAACUGGUAUGAUAUAGGUAUAAUGAUUUUACUAAAGACCGUUCCAAGCAAACAAUAACAAUUGGAGUAAUAUGGAAGAUAUUUGCAGCUCUACCUGUAGAUUCAGUUGACUUGAGUUAUCUAUAUCCACAUAAAAGGUCUGUUCAAAAAAUAAGGUGAAUUUUAAUUUUUCCCAAAAAAUAUUUAUAUAUUCAUCAAUUUCUAGUUUGUUCCCUUCAAAGUAGUCCCUCUGCCAACGUUUUUUCCAAACCUCAAAGCAGUUCUGAUAUGCACUUUUUUUAUCUCCUCA